Molecule: messenger RNA, 8781 nt
Organism: Temnothorax curvispinosus
Lineage: Eukaryota; Metazoa; Arthropoda; Insecta; Hymenoptera; Formicidae
Product: mucin-17-like
Exons: 6
Coding region: 3189-7394 (1401 amino acids)
Biological process (GO): negative regulation of transcription by RNA polymerase II
Cellular component (GO): PRC1 complex
Molecular function (GO): promoter-specific chromatin binding
Source: RefSeq, a predicted model, not a curated record
CCAGCUUCUCCUCCACCGGCCGGCGGCCACCCUUCUCUUUCCGACGCAUAUCCUCGUAUUUACGCAUUUUCUCAUUCCGCCUCUCGUUCUCGUUGCCUCGUCUUGGACGAAAUCGCACGAGAUUCACUCGUCGCGGUCGCGGGUCGCGGUUCGGUAGACAACCCUGGAACCUGGACUGGAAUAAGCAUCGCUGGUGUGAUGCGUUAUUAUUAAUGCGUAAUUGACCAUCAGGUCCAUCACGUCAUCAGAGACGUGAUUAGAUAUAACUUGCAUUUUCUAAUACUUAAUUCUAAUUCGAUAGAAAAGUACUCGAUAAGAAUUCCCGAAAAAUUUCCCCAAGUUGGAUGUAUUCAGCGAAUACAUUUCUAUUAUUAAUGCGAGUAAAAUAGCAAACUUGAUUAAGAUUCUAGAUCCAGUAAACAGGUUUUAGAAACUUUGCUUAACAUUCUGCCCCUUAUGGGAUUAUCAGUUGUACGCGAAUAACUGCAGAAAGUAAAGUAAAAGCUAAUUUCUUAUUUCGAGGAUAUAAUAUAUAUUAAUAAAUGAAUUAUUUUCAUGUAAAAAUGUUUCAUUGUGAUUUCUUAUAAUUCGGACAACAAAAUAGCUCUUGAGGAACCAUAAGAUUUGUAUUUUCCAAAAAUAAAGCAAUUUUAGGGAACAUUUUUAAAAUUACUUUGUAUUAGCCAAGUUUAAGAGUUGUAAGAAAACUUGCAGAUAAAUUGUUGAAUGUUUAAACAAAAAUAAAAUUACCUCAAGGUCAUCGUAGUUUAUCAUAAAAUCCUUAUUUCAAAAUCUUAGGAGACAAUUUAUAUAGAAAAAAUUUUAAACACGUUUGUACGUUUGUAUCCGCAAGAAUACGACUCGCUCGUCUCUAUGUCGACGAGCAACUUGCUUAAUUACAGUUACUUGAUUGCUGUAUCUGUCAUGUCUUAUUAUUAAUAUCUGCAAUUCUGCAGUACAAACAAAACUCACGGUAUCCAUUCGAUGGAUGCCUGAUCUAUUAAACCACGUCACGAAGACGAUCCUCAAAUAUAUUCGAUCGAUCUCUCGUUUACGAUCACGAAUUGUUGCUAUGGGAAAAUCUUUUCUUCCCGUCGUUAAUAAGGGAAAGUUACACACACACAUACACACACACACAAAUUGCUCCCCUCGACGUCCGUUUUUCGUGGCCUCUGUCUCUUUGGUGUCGCUAGGUGAUUGCGAACGUUGGUUUGGCUUCUAGGAUAAGGAGGGUCGUCGGACGCCCCAUACUUUUCGCAAAUGUUAGUACCACGGGCCGCCUAAUGCCGAGACGAUGCUUCACGAGCGAUUUGUGAUCCUUUCUUCUAACGCGCGAAUUAAACGAAUUAAAACUGAGAAUUGCUCAUUACGUUGCAUUUCUUUAUGCGAAUCUCAUUGCUUUCUCUCGUCUAAUUCGCCUAAACUAAUUCUGAACAUUGUCACGUAGCGAUGAUAAAAAUAAUAAAAUAUCGUUGAAAAUAUCAAGAUGAAAUGUUUACUCCGAUAAGAAACAAGAAUUCGAUAUGGGAAAGCUAUUAAAAAAUAAAGACGAAGCCGCGGGGUUCGUCGCAUCGAUAGAAUUCGUCAUUCAUUAAUUGAUUAGUAUUAUAGGGCAGUGUCACGCGACAGGACAGAUAGAAAGAAGGAAAAAAAACGCCUCGUUACUUUGAGCAUUAUCCAAUGCUUUGAGAAGAACACAAAGGCCGCCUUCAGCGUUCGCUUUUGCGUUCGUUUUUUUGUGCGGCGCAACGCGUUGUGGAGAUGACACGGAGAUGCGGGAGCGGGAGAUGCUCCUAGCACGCGCUAAUUUCCGAAGCACGUGUGUGUCUUUUCCCUUCGUUUAUCGCGUUACGCGUUACGCGGACGUGGCGAAUUUCGAGAUGAUUCUUUUACCGAGAAUUACGUGUAGCUUAGUUUUAUUACGACAAGGAGCUGAAAUGCUGUGGCGUCGAUGAAACUGUACUAUGUCGCAACUGUAUACUUGGACAAUUUUCACUCGCAAUCAUUUCCCAAAUCCAGAAUAUCCAGAAUGAUGUUUAUCAGUAUCAUUUUUAAAUGUAUUCAGAUAUGUUUUAUGAUACUCGACGUGAUCACAAAAUUUAAAAUAUAAUAUCGCUAUCGAAAAUAUAAAGAUUAUAACGUACAACGAAUAAGAGAUGGUAAAAGAUGCGAUAGAUUCUUUAAUCCUCGAACUGUGCCUCUCGGCUUUAACAAAUGUUUAUGAAAGUAAUUUAUGCGUGUAAAGAUAAUCGCGUGUCAUAUCUCUCUCGCUCUCUCUCUUUUACCAUUUACAAAAUUUCUCACGGAUUACGGGAUUAAUCUAUGCGAAAACUAAAAACAUUCUCUGUGCUUUUUAUUAUUUGUAUUAUGCAUUGCCUAUUAUGACAUGUUAUUAAUAUUAUCUGAGAUAUUACUUGAGAUGUAUAUAUAUUCAGUUUCGGAGUCAGUCUGCGCUUUCGCAUUCCCGCGCUUCGUUUGCCGUGGUGAGAAUUUUGCUCGUCUUCUCUUGGAGCAGUUCGGUAUAAAUAGACGUAGGAUCGUACUAGAGAUCGCGCAGAACGCGAUAUAUACCCAAGACACUCUUCGGGAGCACGGUAAUUCGGGUAAUUCGGUUAAUUAACGAUAAAACGACUGGGAUAAAACGUCGUCGUAUAAAGAUAAAUCGAUAAUCGGACGAAUUAUUCCAUUCCUUGCCGAAAAUGCCGAAGAACUCGUGCCGUUUUCUUGCGAUGCUAUUUACAUGCCUUGAUCUCUCUUUAGUCCCGUAAACGUAAAACGUAAACCAUACGCAUCCUCCAAUCAUAGUUAGUUAUCUGCGAUAGCAGAUGCAAUUUACUUUUACAAUUAGACUAACAAUAAUAAGUCAGUUAUUUUCAUAAAUGGAAACGGGAAAAGGAUGAAGAUAUGGGACGCGACGCUACAAGCUACAACAAAAAGACGCGUCUCGAUGUAAUGUAAAUGGCGGAAUCUGUUCUCUUUGGCGACGCACGAUACACGACACACGUGUUCGCGUUUACGCGAUGACGCGCGUGUUGCUCGUCAGCACUCGUCAGUACGACGGUACGCAACUUUCAACUUGUAUGCCAUUGAAAGAGAAGAAAGAGAAAGAUCGAAAUUCUUGGCGUAACCAACGAAUGUUAUGCGAUAACUAGAUUUUGUGUUUUACGAUUCAUUUGUACGAGGAAGAAAUGGCUGGUAUCGGCAAAAGGACACUCUUAUGUGAUAUUAAUCCACAUCUAAUGUGUCUACUAUGCCGGGGCUACCUUAUAGAUGCCACAACCGUAGUAGAGUGUUUACACUCCUUUUGUAGAAGUUGCAUCUUGAAGUAUCUCAGUACUGCAGCACACUGUCCAUCGUGCAAACAUGCGAUCAACAAGGCGAAGCCGAAUAUCAAAGCUGACAAGACGUUACAAGAGAUCGUAUAUAAAUUGGUGCCCGGGUUAUACCACAAAGAAAUGCUGAAAAGGAGAGAAUUUUACAAGAAGCAUCCCGAACAUGCCAACUCGGCAACGCCGGAGCAACGCGGCGAGGAUGUAAGCGGACGUUUAAUAUUUAAUCCAGAGGAUCAAGUGAGUUUGAGUUUGGAGUAUUUACCGCCGGGAGCAGAUCCGUUGACUAUAUUGAGUACCAGCGACAUGGAUACAAACAACUCGAAUAAUGCCAACAGUAAUAACGAUAAUAACGGUAAUUGCAACGGUAAUAUUGAUAGCAGAAGGUAUCUAAAGUGUCCGGCUCUAGUAAGUGUGGCACACCUGAAGAAAUUUAUAGCGAUGAAAUACAGCGUUGACGUAACGAGAUAUACCAUCGAGAUUUGUCAUCGACGCGCGACACUUCCCGAAAAUUGGACUCUCAUGGACGUCGCUUAUAUCUAUGCGUGGAAAAGGAUUGCACCGAUGAGGUUUUUCUAUCGAGUGGCACAAGAGGAACAAAGACUCGAAGCACCGUUGCAUCAAAGACCAUCGACUCCGGGACUCGGAGCUCGGGACUGCUUGCCACCGAAGGAGGCGCAUAACGACAGCAAUCUAGAGAGUAAAUCCGUUAACCAUUUGGAAACUUCUAGAUUAGAGAUUAAACCUGCGAGCGACAAUGUUGAGACGACAGUAUCGGCAAAAGAUUUAAACAAGAUUGCCAAUGACGGGAUAAUAUCGCCCGUGAAUCGCAAGCAAAUGACAAUAAUCGAGAAAGACGAAGCAGACGAAACGACGGUGUCAAGGACGACUACGUCCGCAACGUCGUCGACGUUAACGACAAACGUCACAAGAACGCUAACCACAACAACGAAUGCAUCUCUCCCAUCAGGAACAAACACGUCCCUUUCGACGACAUGUAACGAUUCGAACAAGCAGAUAAAGAGUCCAAUUAAGAUACUGAAGAAUCCGGACGGAAGAUACGAGGUAAUGAAAAGUCCGCCCACUGCUGCCGUAACAGACGUCAAGAGCCCUACGAGUCCUAAUCCCGAAUUUAGUGUCGUGAAUUCUAAUGGUGUAAAGAUAACGUUGAAGCAGUGUUCGCCGCCGCAGAAUAGUAGCGCGAAAAAACCAAAAGUCAUCAGCAAUAUUCUGUUGCGUUGCGGCCAAAUGGAGAAAAACACGGCGCAGCCGUCGAGUGCGUUAAUGAUCCAGCAAGUGCAACAGCAACAGGACAAGGACAAACUUACCACGACUAGUCCGACAUUGCCGAAUAAACAAGAAAAACAACGGCGUAAAGUAACCUUCGUGGAUCGAUCUUCAACACCUGAGAAAACCUCUCCCACUACCAGCGUUACAAUGCCAAAAACCGUAUUGAAAAAACCGGCGGAGCAGCAGGACAAGAAACAAUUUCUACAGGGUUUUCAAUUGACCGCUAGAGAACCAUCAAUGGACGAUAGCAAGCUGAAAUCUCCCGUUCGAGACAUUAACGUUGGGAUGAGCACCGUUAAAUCUUUUCAAAAAAAUAAUGCGAUACCGAAGAUGGAAGAAUCUUCUAAGAGAGACUCUGACGAAGUCAAGAAGAAGAAUAACAUUGAAAACACCGGCUCGAACGCGAAUAAUAAUACCACCACGACAAAUAUAAUUACAAAACGCGUUUCUGGAAUACCUGCCAACUCACGAACAUACACACACAAAACCGACGACGCAGAUGGACACGCGGGUAAUUCAGGAACGAGUCCAAACAGCAUGAACAUCGCGAGCAGCAAUCAUGCUGCCAAAGCAGAUGUGUACACCUUCUCCAGCGAUCCGCCAAUUGUUCCAGCUGGAGCAGUCAAGAGGAAGUGUCCUCCGGGUGUACCGAUUGCUGAUCUCAAGCGUCGAAAAACAUCACAGGUUGUGCAGAGACAAGAAAUUAACAAGAAACAAAAUUCCUCAUAUAAUUCUGCUGUUAAUAAGCUAUCGCGUACUUCUUCCACAGAGCAUGUAGUUCCUAUAAGUUCCAGAGCGAUCAAUACGGUAGGAGAUUACGAUGCCGGGUCGAGCCGCGUGUCCAACGUGAAUAAUACUAAAGCAUCGACUGGUCCAUUGCUUUCGAACGACACUAGAGAUUUGCUGGGCUAUAACUACGGUUUGAAUAUUCCGGCGAGUUUGAGCAUAACACUGACCUCGCCUAAAUCUCCAGGAUCUUCCGGACAAUUCGUCGAACCUAACGACUCCAACGACAAUAGUCGGAAGGCCGUGUUGGGCAAAGUAAACCCCAAUAUCACGCUGAACGACCGUUCAGUCGAUCCACGCGUGUGGAAAGCUCUGAAGACUGGGCAAAUCAAAAUGCCAACUACUCCGUCGAAAGCUAAAUCAACGGCAACAGCAGCGCCGGUGACAAAGCAGACGAUGUCCACGGUGAUGACCGAUCGGGGUGAGACAGCGAAUCAACAACGUACGACGACAUUAGCUGCCAAACGGAAAAAAGAACACGAAUCAUCUAGGGAUAUUCUGGACUUGAGCGGAGGCAAUAGAAAGAUGGACAUACAUCCUCUGAGAAUUCCACAGCCGGUGCCGAAACUUAAUAAAACUAAUAAAGUUACAGCAGGUAGAGAUAGUAUGCAACCGGGAGGUAUCUCCGACCAAGGUCAAGUAGUGACGCUCAUGGGUGGUCAUAGAUAUUACCGAGCACCACCGGGCUCUCUGACACCCGCCGCUCAUCGCGUCAACGAUUGCCCGUUACCACCAUCGCCAUCGCCAUCGCGUACACCUGUCUAUGCACCGUCUUUCGGUAGCAUCAACCGAUCAAGUUCGGAUUUCUCAAAUAUCUUCCCGAGCCUACCUAUCUACGCUCUUCAACAGGCGCCGAAUCUUCAGCAGUUUCAGCAGAUGGAUACAGCACGGUUGAGAUUACCACCGCGAUCUGCUACAGAAAGUGGAACGAUAUCCGCGAUUGGAAGCGGUGACAACACUAAUUCCAAUAUUAGUAGCAUACCGGGGAAAAGUCACCUGGCCGCACAGUGUGCACCCAUUAAGCCCGCGAGAUCUUCCGUGGCACCUUUAGCGGUUCCUAUUAACAAGCAACAACCCAUCGAAAAAUCCACAAACAGUAUCAACCGAACAGUCCCGGUUGACCCGACCAAGUCUCUAGCUCUUCGUAACAACGAAACCACGGAUGAAACUUGUCAUGUCCAAAAGAGAUACUCCUUGAGUGUCGAAAGCACAAAUAAUAGGUUCUUGUCGCGAAACGAAUGCGUGAAGAAUAAUGAUCGAGUCACCAAUGAAACAAUUAGAGAUUUGAAUGUCGAGUCCAGGAACGAAACGAUCAAUACUGAUAAUUCGGUGCAACAGCAGCUGCAGGAGCAACAACAUCGCGAAGCAAUGAGUCCUAAUAUCGUAUCGUCAACGGCUUCACCGUCACCGCCUCCAGGUGGCAAUGGUGGUAUAAACGUGAGGAAUGAAGAUAGUGCUAACAACAGUGAUACUAAUAUCAACAGUAAUGAUUCGAACGAAAGUAACACCGUGACGCCUGGUCAGACAAAGAGCAUCAGCUCUGAGGUGAUGUGCAGCAAAUCGCCAGAUAGUCCGGAUUCCAGUUCGAUCACAGUAGAGAAUUCGGGGACGACGAGCAAGGGUUCAACCUUAACGGAUCGGGAAAUGCCGAUGGACGUCCAGACGUCGCCGGACACGGCAAAAGCCUCGGAAUCGACUGUGAAUCCAGACGACAACCCCGUCGACGAUUCGACCGCUACUAACGACAAGAAUAAGUUUGCCAACAACAAAUCGGAAGCAAGUGAAAUCGCGAAACAAUUGAUGCAAAAAAGUUUGCUAGCAGUUUUUCCUUCAACUGAAUGGGCGAACAAUCCCAUAGCCGCUGCACAUCUGGGAAACUUUCUCAAAAGUUUGAACUGUCCGAUAAAGAGCGAGGGAUUCACCGAAGGUUCCAAAGCAGAAAAAGUCGAUCAGAAAACCACCGAUAAUGACGAUAAUAAGAAUCGGUAAUGACACCUUCGCGAAAGUGAGAGAUUUUCCAAGGCAAUUUCGAGCGAUCGUAACAAUCUUACGAAAUUUCAAGAACGAUACGUUUAACGUGAUAUUUAACAUCUACGUGACAACUCGACACAGAAUUUUAUAAUUUGACGAGAGUUUUCAGUUUCUUUUAUCUUGAUUGAUUGAUUGUAGAUUGUAGGCCGGAGAUUUCACUGAAUCGUAUCUAGUUAUCUCGUUGUAAUACGCAGAAAACAUUAAUGAGAAAAAUAUAUGGCAAGCCGAGCACAGAUAAACUCUGAGACACUGCCAUACAAAUCGAAAGAUGCAUAAAAUUAUUUUUAACUGACAAUGAGAUGUACACAGUUAUACUACAAUUCACGCAGUGCAAGGGGAGAAUCUUAUGAUGAGAUAAAAGCAUUACGUUAUACGAUAUACGUAUAUUAUAGAAUAGAUAGGGUAAAGAGCGCAGUAGACCGAGAAUCUUAUUUUUUCAAAUUUUUUAAAAAUAAUCUCACAUAUUGAAAUAAUCUAUAUAAAAUAAUAUAUACAGACUACCACACAUUACUAGUCCAAAAACUUUUAAUAUUCCGGAAAAAAGAACCUGUUACUUUAAUCUGAGUUUUCUUCUUUCUGUUGCAUAUAUAGUACAUACCAAACAAAAAAAAAGAAACAGUUUUUGCAAUCAAUGAUAUAUAACUGAUUAAUUGAAAUGGCUUAUCCAGCAAAUGAGCUUUAUUUUAUAUCUUUUAUAUUUUAAGAGCCAAUACUGCAAAUAUUGGCUACUAAAGUUGGAUCCUCUAAAACGAUUGGCUCAAUAAUUACCUAAUUAAUAAUAUAUACAGUCGAAUCUCUGUAUUCUUAACAUGUCGGGACCAAACUUCAUAUUCUUAACACUUUCUCUCGGAUCUUACUUUAAUAUGCAUGUGCAAAGAAUUAAAUCGUCGGGUCUUUUACUCCACAUGAUUACAUAUAUGGUUACAUAUGAAUACAGGUAACAAAUAUGAAAUAAUAAAAGAAAACAAUGCAGAAAGAGAUACUAAGAAUACGGAGAUAUUAGGAAUGUGGAGAUUCGACUGUAACAGAGGCGGUUGAUUAUAGUUUACAGCUGUAUGGAAAAGUAACAAAGAGCCAAAGAGUCCGCACCUUCUUUAAUAUAAAUUCAAAAUCAUCUACACGAUACACGUCACAAAAUUUUCCUAAUAAAACUUACUAGUUCAUAUCAAGUGCUAGAAAAUUGAAAAUUUCAAGCAUUUUUGAUCUUCCAUUUUAUACUUAGCAUUAUCACAUUCUAAUUAGAAUGUAGAUUUGAAUCCGAGGAGCAGACAUUUAAAAGUAAACAUGACUAUUGCAAAAUUCAAGAAAUAUUUAUAAAACUACAAUUUUUUAAACAACGACGCCU